ACGCUCUCUCUCUCUCUCUGUAAGUUUUUCCCGGCGACUCCUAUUGUUGUUUUAGAAAAUUAAUCUCCCAAGAUUGUAUCAGCUCUGCCCUUUUCAGCUAGUAAUGGCCAUAAGGCUGCAGUUUGAGAAUUCUUGUGAUAUUGGAGUUUAUUCCAAGCUCACCAAUGCAUACUGCUUAGUUGGAAUUGGGGGUUCUCAAAACUUCUACAGUACAUUUGAGGAUGAGUUAGCACAUAUUCGAGGCUUUCAAGUGAUUCAAACAACUAUUAACGGAAGCUGGUCGGUUGGAAGACUUUGUGCUGGAAAUAAAAAUGGGCUUCUCUUGCCUUAUACCACUACACCUCAAGAACUUCAGCACUUGAGAAAUAGUCUGCCCGAUUCUGUUGAGGUACAAUGCAUCGACGAGACACAUUCUGCCUUGGGAAACUGCAUAGCAUGCAAUGAUCAUAUUGCUCUUAUACAUCCUUCUCUUGACAAGGACACUGAAGAGAUGAUUGCUGAUGUUCUUGGUGUUGAAGUUUUAAGGCAUACGAUAGCUGGGAACGUUCUUGUUGGCAGCUAUUGUUCUUUAUCCAACAAAGGGGUCUUGGUCCAUCCUUGUACGUCCAUUGAAGAUUUGAAUGAACUGGACACUCUUCUUCAUUUACCUAUUGCUGCUGGAACUGUGAAUAGGGGUAGUAAUGUGAUUGCUGCUGGAUUGACCGUUAAUGACUGGACAGCGUUUUGUGGCUCAGACACUACAGCAACAGAGUUGGCUGUUAUUGACACCGUAUUCGGUUUGAGAGAUGCUCAACCAAGUGCUAUUGGUUGUUGAAAUAAAGAAAUCAUGAUCGACAAUAGUUACAUCUGUGAGUUUUGUGGUUUAUGCUGCAUGUUCUUUUAGAGUGUUUCUAUUGUUACGAGUUUGAGCUGCUCUUCUUAAUUUUACUUGUGAUGAAUGCACAAAUUUUGAUCUGUUGCUAAAAUGUUAACUAUGUUCUCCUAUUUUUAAGUGCUUAUUUAAGUUGGUUUUGUGUUCA
This is a messenger RNA of Solanum tuberosum (potato), 1019 nucleotides long. Its product is annotated as eukaryotic translation initiation factor 6-2-like. NCBI's taxonomy places the organism in Eukaryota, Viridiplantae, Streptophyta, Magnoliopsida, Solanales, Solanaceae. The transcript is spliced from 8 exons. The coding region runs from base 104 to 814 and encodes 236 amino acids. Gene Ontology annotation, molecular function: ribosome binding. Gene Ontology annotation, biological process: cytosolic ribosome assembly. The record is from RefSeq and is a predicted model, not a curated record.